Lolium perenne is the source of this 2136-nucleotide messenger RNA. The record is from RefSeq and is a predicted model, not a curated record. Lineage: Eukaryota; Viridiplantae; Streptophyta; Magnoliopsida; Poales; Poaceae.
CUCUCAUCUCCUUUUUUUUCUAACAUAACCUUUGCUGUAAUUAAACAGAGAUUAGAAAUGAAGUUUAUUUUUGUUGUCGCUCCGGUCGACAGAUUCCAUUUUACGUGAAUGUUCAGCUAAUAGGGUAGGAUAUACUGCUUGAUAUCCAUCAUGUUCUAGGCUUCAUUGACCAAACGGGAUUGAUUGCACGCACACCACACUACUGUCUGAAAUCUGAACUUGCAAAUUCGGCGACAUUUAUGCAUGCACAUUUGUCCAUAUUACAACAUGUAAUAUAGCAUAAUUAAAAACGAUUGACCAUCAAUGCAAAGCUUGAACCGACAAACCUUUAUAACCUCAAGCCAUUAGGUUGGCCAAAUCUGUCGUCAAUCAAGCGCGCACAUCAUUCAGUAAUCUGUAUGUCCUACACUACCCCAGCUCUCCUGCCUGCAUUCUUCUAGUUCCAUCUAGCCCACGCCCAACAUACAGUUUCCACUUUUGCAUAUCACGGUGAUAGUGGUACUCAUUUGAGAUGCUAAAGAAAAAAGAGAAAGAUUCUUUAGUUGUCAAACAGAAAGGAGAAGAAUAAUGCUAAAUACUAAAGUCAAGCGCAGUUUCUACUGAGCAGACAAUUGUGUGUAUUCAGCUAGCUCAAAUGUGCAUCAUUUGUUUGCUGCGGUUCAUUUUCUAUAUUUAGAAGUACUUUGUCAGGUAGUUUCACCUAUUGGGUUCAGUGUUCAGAUGGUAGCCUGUAGUGAGACUCAACCUUAAAAACGAUUUGGUCAGUUGGAUCAUUGUAGUGGAAACAAAACUUCUUCGGCAGUGGCAGGUCAAUAAACACUCCUUCUGCUAAUUUAUUUAAUCCAUGAUUGUAGGCUCAUAAUUAUCUAUCUACGGUGUUUUUGCAAAUUACUAUAGAUUUCGUAUUUUCAACUCAGCUUGUCUUUCCAUAAUGUAGCAGCAUCCUGCUAUGUUUUCAUUGUGUGUCACCGUGCAUGAAACAUCAGGUUCAAUAUAAAGAUUUGUUAUGUUAAUUACAUAGAUCAAAAUAAUAAGUGUGUCCAAUAUCCACUAACUUUAGAUGACACGAAAAAAUAGAUUGUUAGGUGUUCACAAUUCAACAGGUUGUUAUUUUAAUUUAUAUAUCUUCAUAGUGCAAACUAUGAUUUUAAACUGUCGGGCGGAGCAAAGUACCUUUUUUUUCCUUGUAUUUUAGCCCAUCUCCAUUGGAGUUGACCUGCACAAAAUAAUUAAAUACUAAUUGUCAAAUACCUCACCUAUGAUGCAAGGAGCUCUCUAUAGACAAUGUUGGUUGUGUACGUACAAGAGUACACUUGGAGCUCUUCUUUUUACUGUCAUAGUGCUGACUGGUAUGGAGACAAUUAAGAGAGUUAUCAUGAAUGGUGUUGUGCUACUCUUACUGGUCGAUGACAUCCUUUUCUGAUGUGCUUCACGAUGUCUUUUUAGUAGUUCAUCUUUCUUGCGGACAUCCAUCUGCACAUAUCUUUCCUUACCCCGUUGCCUUUUCCGUUAUUUGGGAUCAGUGGGUGGUUCUUACUGAAGGAUGGAUGUUGUGCAUUCUUGGUGAAGGAUUGAUGUUGCAGGAGGUUUGCUUUCCCUUCAUAUGGCAUAUGGAUUGGCUGCCUCCUGUUCUCCAUGAAGAUGAGUUCAGGCAAGAACCACCUCCUGCAAAGCUGCUUAUAUGUGUACGUGAUCUAGAUCGCAGCAGGCGGCGCGGCAGAUCUGAUUGUAUGGGCUUUGCCAGGCGGCGCCGCGGUAGCGACCGCCGGGAGCACUGAUCGAAUUGGACGGGUUCAGCCGGGCGGCGCUGUGGCAGCGACUUGCACAACAACAUGAUCGGCUAUGUCGCAUGUGGCAACCACCGGAGCUCUCUUGGACCUGCUGGCUGCUGGGCGUUGUUGAUUCAUUGAUCUGGAGGGGCAAUGAUUGCGUUUGGCUGAGUUUUGGUUUUGGAUUGGAGGCGCAAUGAUCGCGUUGUAUGUUUUUUCCAUGUAUAAUGCGCUUGAUUAUUGGGUAGCGAAGGGGUUUGUCAAUAGGAGAGAGAUAUGCCCGACGCGAGAGACUGAGGAGGCUUGACGAAAGGAACGACGUACCAGGGAAUGGUUGACGACGGAACACAUUCCUUCUUUUUAAGUA